UAUAAAAUUACCUCCAGGCUAAGUGUGUAAGGUGCAUUUGAUGUUCAUGCUUUGAAUUGGGUCCCAUUUCCAAGAUAUCUCAUUAUAUACAGGUACCCCAAAGAACCCAAAGAAUCCAAAAUACUUCUAGUCCCAUGCAUGAAUGUAGAAAUUUCUGCUUUCAAAUUAUAUGGCCAAUUGUUGAUUUAUUGCAUGGCCAGAGUUUAGAAAUGUCAAUUUCUUUGGAGGCCAAUUCUCUGAACUUUCCAGGUAGAUUCUGGGAGUUAAUUAUUAAGCAUGUUUUAUCUUGUUGCUCUGCAAAAAGGUGCAUAGAGUCCUUUGUAAAAACAAUAUGUCAAUGAAAGAUAGUUCUGCCCUUUGACUUAUGGUAUAAAAAGUCAGGAGCAAAAGGAAAAAGAGGAGGAAUAGAAAAAGAAAAAUAGCCUCGUGAACUUUCAUCAGGUCUGGUUUAGUGCUACAGCUCUGGUUAAGGCACUGGAAAUGUCCCUAAGCCUUCUGUUACACCCCAUGAUUUUUCCGCAAGCAAAUCGCAGUCCCAGAACCUGUCUUUCCUAGAUUCUUCCGUACCACAGGAAAUCAAGGACAUGAUCCAUUCCAGCACGCAUAUCCAACUUCCAUCCUUUCAUGAGGUCCGUAGUGCUUCACCAGCCAAGCCUAAGAAUCCCUGCCAGUCUGUUUCCAAUGGUCCACGCCAGAAACUAAAUGUAUGCCAGGUUGAUGGACCACCACCGCCGGAAGAAGUGCCUUGUCAGUUGAAUAGGCAGCUAUCUAGCAAAUCCAACAUGACUAAAGAAGAACCUUCAAAGGACCAGGAUGACUUGAAGCAGCAAGUAGCCCACAUCCUGGCCAUGCAUCCAGAGGGCAUGUCACUCUUCCAGUUCCGUGCAGCCUAUAGUGCCGCCUAUCAGCGGCACUUCCCAAUGGGCAACGCUGCUUCUGCCAAACAACGUUUGCAGGAAAUGCCGGAUGUUGUUUGUAUGAAAAGCUUUGGCGCCCAAACAAGACUUGUACCUGUAUCCAGUGCAAUGUCACCUCCUAAAUCUGGUCAGCCUGUCUCUUCCACAAUGAAAAAAGCUUCUGUUGUCCCUGGUCUCUCACAGCACAGAACAGUUUCACUGACUCAAGAGAAUUCUGAAGAACUUGGAGAUGACAACAAGGAGGACUACCCAUUCCUUACUCCUUUGCUUCAACAAGUAGCUAAACCAAGAGCUCCUGUGCAAGAGGAAGUGAAGAAGAACCCCAAGCCAAUGAGAACUCCGGUCAUUCUUCAGUCCCCUGUAGUCUGUCAUACAUACGCCCAAGUCACAGCUUCAUGUAAACCUUUGAAACCAAAUAGUCUUCACUCCAAGCCGAUGCAUCUGAAUAGCCCUUGUGUUUCUGCCAGUAAUGCCUCAGUGCCUUCACACCCAAGUGAUCCUUGUUUUUCUGCCAAUAGUACCUUAGUGCCUUCGCAUCCCAAUGAUGCUUGUUUUUCUGCCAGUAGUGUCUCAGUAUCUUCCCAUCCAAAUGAUCCUUGUAAUUCUUCCAAUAGGGCCUCAGCGCCUUUACAUCCAAAUGAUCCUUGUUUUUCUGCCAGUAGUGUCUCAGUAUCUUCCCAUCCAAAUGAUCCUUGUAUUUCUUCCAGUAGGGCCUCAGUGCCUUCACAUCCAAAUGAUCCUUGUUUUUCUGCCAGUAGUGUCUCAGUAUCUUCCCAUCCAAAUGAUCCUUUUAUUUCUUCCAAUAGGGCCUCAGUGCCUUCCCAUCCAAAUAAUUCUUGUAUUUCCCCCAAUAGGGCCUCAGUGCCUUUACAUCCAAAUGAUCCUUGUAUUUCUGCCAACAGUUCCUCAGUUCCUUUCACCUCUCAUCCAGCCUCUUACAAUUUUGGAACAUGGGCACAGCCGGUGCCAUUUGUUCCCCAGAUGCCAUUUGUUCCCCAGAUGCCAGGGAUUUCCCCAGUCAAGCCUGCCUACACCCAAGUUUCUGGAUAUCCUUCCAGGAUCCAGUUUCAAAACCCUACAGUGCAAAGCUCACCUUUUGGUCAGCCACCCCAUGUGCUCCCCAUUAAUUGUCAUCCGACAAUGUUUCUCACCCAAAGCGCAGAACAGUGGACCAACAUUCACACUCUCCCACAAGUGGCUGCCUAUUCUCGAGUGCAGACAUCAUCCAAUGUUCUUCAGAUUGCCCCAAACCCUACAGUUCCAACAGGGAUAUAUCCUGUAUCUCCAUCUUCUAGAAACAUGCCCCAGAGUGUCCAGCAGCUAGAAUGUUAUAAACAUACACAGCAGGAUGGUCUGCAGCGCAGUUCGGUUGUGGUAACGAAGAAAAGCUUCACAGUAACAUCUCUGGGCACAGAGCCUAAGCCUUCAGCAUCUCCUAAUCAGAGACAAUACAUUGAUUGGAAUCCUCUGGUAUCUACUACAGACACAGCGCCGUUCAUUUCACAUGGUUGUUGGUCCACUAGCCAGUCCUUUCAGACUUUGGAAACUUCCUCUAGUAGCAAAAGCAAUCCUAGUGCUCUGCUUUUUGAACCUCCAGUUUUCAAGGAUCAGCAACAAUCUGUUAGUGCAAGUGCUACCAUAACAACCUCAUCGCAUUCACCACCUUCACUUGUAGAUGCAACUGUAAGCCCAUAUAACAACCACUUGUCUCUCUCCAACAGUAGCAAAAAUUCUGCUGCUCAACCUUCAGAGCCUCGGGCUUCCAUUAAUCAGCAACAAUAUGCUAAACUGAACACCUCUGUAAUCACCUCCAGUAGAAAACAAGCAGAUUCAUUGCCUUGCCCUCAAGACCUCCCCAUCAGAUCAUCCCGCCAACUCUCCAUUACACCUUUAAGUGUUUGUACAGAUAAUGAGCCUCCUGCCCAAGCUAACCCUGUGGUUUCAUUUUCCAAACAUGAUGACCAUCAUCAUUUUUCUUUGCCAAAAACUCAGACCUCUUAUUCUCCCCCAAAUAGCCCUCUAAAAAAACCUGAUAGGUGUGUUAUCCUGUAAUAGCAAACAUUAAGGAGAUAGGCAUUUUCUGGGAUGAUGUAAUGCUGGAUGAGUGCAUUCAGAAUUUCUAAGAUUGUCUCCAUCCAAUUCUGGGAUGUGCUAGGUGAGGUGUGUGGUGUCUGCUUGUUCUUGGAUAUUUCAGUCCAUUUAGUAGACACUGCAUCGUUGGCUUCUGUAACCUCAUGAUAGUAAUGCAGUAUAAUGGUGGGAAUUUUGAACUGGAAUUUGGGAUAAAAAGUAUUUUGUUUCCACUUGAAAGGCACUAAGUGACCUUGGUCCAACUGUGAGAAAAAUGUGUGCUUGAGGAAAUCCAUACACACCACGUUAGGUAAUAUCAGAAGAAAAGUGGAUUAUGAAUGUACUUAACAUUGCUUCCACAGUUCCGCUGUUGAGGAUUAUGGGAGUUUUGGUCCAGGGUGCCUGGAGGUCUGAGGUUUGCCCUUGACUGCCAAAAGUUGACCACAGAGUCAUGAUGAAGGACUUAAAGAUUCCUAGACAGAACAGCUUUCUAGGAGUCCAUCAGACUAUAGAGUUGUACUUGGAUGACUUCUAGAUUCAUAGAGAGGUGUUUCCCACAUGUUUAAAUAGUGAUCGGUAUGGUGUUUUGUUUGCAGAGUGUCAGAUCAGGAAGGGAGAGACUCAUCUUUAAAUCUCCAUUUGCCUAUGAAGUUCACUAAGAUCUUUGGACAGGUAGUUCCUCCCAACUUCACUUAGUCAGUGUGGUCGGUGCAAGAUGAUGGUGGUUGUGGUAAGCAUCAUAGUUGUAAUACUACUGGAGGAGAUAUGUUUCCCCAGCUUCUAGAAAUGAAAGUCCAUUCCUCACCUGUAGUUGAAAGUAGCACAUUCUUUUCUAUUUACUUAUUUCCCUUUAUUUGUUGGAUAUGUGGGUAGCCUUACGUUCAUUUUUCCAAAGGACACUGAUAAAACUAUGGUCAGAAAGGUAAUUUUUCAUUUAUGGUGGAGCUUUGAAAAAUAAGCUUUUUGAAAAGAAUAUAUAUAUAUGAAUUGCCCUGGGUGUAUCUUAAUUAAAUAAUUUUCAGGGAAUCCCAUUGCUGUGGGAAUGAUGAUGUGGAACAUAUAACAGCUGAGGUUUUUGUGUAUGGAUAGGUAUCAUUUAAUGGGAAAACAACUCCAUCAGACUUAGGGAUGAGAGUAGUUUGAAUGGUUACUCCAUGAUCAUUUCCCAAUUGGUUCUUUCACUGGCAGAAGAACCUUGUCAAUAGAUCUCAGAGGAGGUAUUUAUAACCAUAUCCUGAGAUUCCUGUACAUCCACAACAGGACAUUAUAAUGCCUCAAUGCUCUGUACUUUGAUGGGUUUUCCAAACUUACAUCAUACAUAUUGAGGAUUCACAGGGACUACAUGGAAAGGGGAAAUCCACUUCCACGCUUUACUAAUAGAUUUCCAUCAGUGCCAGAGGUAUACAUCAAACAGCUACAUCUUGUGGGGGCCAUCCAGGCCUUGGCAACUUUCUAGUAAUUUUUGUUUUUAUUACCAUCAGUCUUUGCCUUCCACCUGCAUUUUGGUUAUGAUUGGUAAAUGAUGAUGGAACGUUUUUAAUAUGCUAACUUCUAAUUGUUUUAUCACAUUUAUCAUUUUUUUAAUUAAUUACAGAUAUAUUUGUAUAUAGUGCAAAAUAAAUUAUAAUAAAUGACCGGUCUUUUAUGGA
This is a messenger RNA of Anolis sagrei ordinatus, 4636 nucleotides long. The record is from RefSeq and is a predicted model, not a curated record. NCBI's taxonomy places the organism in Eukaryota, Metazoa, Chordata, Lepidosauria, Squamata, Anolidae.